Molecule: messenger RNA, 447 nt
Organism: Anthostomella pinea
Lineage: Eukaryota; Fungi; Ascomycota; Sordariomycetes; Xylariales; Xylariaceae
Source: the annotation of a GenBank genome assembly
AUGCACUUCACCACCGCCACCAUCUCCCUCCUCGCCCUCGCCGGCGCCUCCAUCGCCACGCCCCUGGCAAAGGUCGAGAAGCGCUUCAACGGCGGCUGGUGCGGCCUGCACCUGCACGUCUCCUCGGGCGACAACGACAUGGAGGACGUCACGGCCAAGGUGUUCGACGGCAACGGCAUCCUGAUCGCGGCGCCCGCCAAGGUGCACUCGGACGAGGGGACCGUGACGGUCGACAUCCAGGAGGGCGGCAUGCCCGCGAACCUGCACAUCAUCGUCACGCAGGACAAACAGGAUGACAAUGUCGCUUCCUUCACCUACGGCGACCAAGGCUGGACCAGCGGCAACGCCAAGAACCCCAACUCCCGCUGCAAGGUCGGCGACUGGGACCUCGCCAGCACCUUCGAUGAGCAUGAGACCGUGGAUCUCGACUGCGGUUUCAGCUGCUAG